This is a messenger RNA of Hibiscus syriacus, 858 nucleotides long. RefSeq names its product axial regulator YABBY 1-like. The coding region runs from base 177 to 794 and encodes 205 amino acids. The transcript is spliced from 7 exons. Gene Ontology annotation, cellular component: nucleus. The record is from RefSeq and is a predicted model, not a curated record. Gene Ontology annotation, biological process: fruit development; multicellular organism development; regulation of leaf development. NCBI's taxonomy places the organism in Eukaryota, Viridiplantae, Streptophyta, Magnoliopsida, Malvales, Malvaceae.
AAGAAGGUCCAUCCAUCCAUCUUCUCUCUCUUUCUCUCACAACUCAUAAUCAAAGAAAAGCAGAUCCAAGGUGGUUGUUAAGCUGUCAUUCUAUCAAUCAAUCAAUCAAUCCCACCGAAGAGAGAUAACAUUGAUCAAUCAAUUUUAAAAGAGAAAACAAAGGGGAAUCAAAGAAGAUGUCAUCGUCUUCCACCUUGUCUUUGGACCACCUUCCUCCCUCCGAGCAGCUCUGUUAUGUCCAUUGCAACAUCUGCGACACUGUCCUUGCGGUUAGUGUCCCUUGCACAAGUUUGUUCAAGACUGUAACGGUUCGAUGUGGUCACUGCACCAAUCUUUUGCCAGUGAACAUGCGUGGGCUACUUUUUCCAUCCACUAAUCAAUUUCAUUUGGCUCACAGUUUCUACACUCCUUCACAAAAUCUUUUGGAAGAGAUCUCAAAUACAUGUCCAAAUUUGAUGCUCAAUCAAGCUAAUACGAGUGACAUCACCUUACCCACUCGUGGAGUUGCUGCUGCUGACCUUCCAAGGCCUCCAUUUACAAACAGACCUCCGGAGAAACGACAGAGAGUCCCCUCUGCGUACAACCGAUUCAUCAAGGAGGAGAUCCAACGCAUCAAGGCAGGAAACCCCGAUAUAACUCACAGAGAAGCCUUCAGUGCAGCUGCAAAGAACUGGGCUCACUUCCCACAUAUUCACUUUGGCCUCAUGCCUGAUCUGCCUGCCAAGAAGGCUAACGUGAGCCAGCAGGAGGGCGAGGGAGUUCAUUUGAAAGAUGGGUUUUUCUGCUUCAGCUAAAGCACCGUGCUUAGCUAUGGAGGCUGCUGCUAUUAGGCCUCUCAGUGCAGCUUAUGACUAGUUG